This is a messenger RNA of Entamoeba histolytica HM-1:IMSS, 519 nucleotides long. RefSeq names its product chaperone proteinDNAJ, putative. Gene Ontology annotation, molecular function: Hsp70 protein binding. The record is from RefSeq and is a predicted model, not a curated record. Bases 1 to 519 code for a protein of 172 amino acids. NCBI's taxonomy places the organism in Eukaryota, Evosea, Mastigamoebida, Endamoebidae. Gene Ontology annotation, biological process: protein refolding. Gene Ontology annotation, cellular component: cytoplasm. The transcript has a single exon.
AUGGGAUUAUUUACCUAUGAACAUUUAAUUACUUGUCCCAUUUGUGGAGGAAGUGGAAAUGAAAUCACAGAAAAAUGUGAGAAAUGUAAUGGUAGUGGAAGAGUGUCUGAAACCACCGAAUUUAAUAUUACCAUUCCUAAAGGUAGUAAAACGGGGGAUAUUCUCAAAAUAAAAAAUAUGGGUGAAAUGGGUAGUACGCUUCUUUUAUUAUUAACUGUUAAUGACGAAGAGAAGAACUUUAAACGUCAAGGCGAUGACUUAUUAACUAACCUAACAAUUACUUUGAAAGAUGCACUCUUAGGAUUUAAAAAACAAAUCCCCCACUUAGAUGGUCAUCAAAUAUCCAUUGAACAAAACGGAGUCACAAGUGAUGGUCAAAUUAUUCGAAUCAAAGGUGAAGGGAUGAAAAAGAACUUUUUAUUUAAUGGGGAUUGUUUAAUUUCUAUCCACGUUGAUAUGCAUUCAAUAUCUCCUGAUCAAGCACUGAAAAUAGCUAAAGUAUUAAAUCAAACUAAUUAA